GACAGUGUGUUAGCGUAUUAUAACACUAAUUAUGGAUACUAAUAUGCAUACUGAACACAUUUGUCACCUUUUUUUGCUAAAAUAGCCCGUUUAUAAGAAUUAAUUUAAGAAAAUGGUCGCUUCUACAAAUUGAUUGAAGGGGAGCAAAAUUUCAAGAUGGCAGACCUUGGUGACGAUGCAAAUAUGAGCUUAGAAGACAGGCAUGCAUUUAUGACCGAAAGAUUACAACAACGUAAUGAUAUUCGAAAGUCUGAAAUUCAGAGAAAGAAAGAAGAUAAGGAGGCCCCAAAAAGAGAGAAAUGUGAACAUUUCCAUGAAAAUUUAAACCGUGAAAUCGAAGAAAUAGAGACAGAACUUGCCCUGAGUUCCUCCAAGACGAAGGAAGAGUUAAUUGAUCACUUUGAUGGGAUUACCGUUCGGCUUCAAAAGUCGCAGAAAUUUCUUUCCGAGUCAACUUUGUUUUUACCGUCAUAUGAUAUUAGCCGAGCUAACGACUCUCUGACAAAACUUCAGAAUAUUUUACAAGAAAAGAGAUCAGAGUUUUUACCAAAGAAAAAAUUUGCAUUUAAAAGUAGAAAGGGUACAGACGAUGGCAAAGACAAAAAGUCGAAAAAAGUAGAAAGUGGUGAGAUGGAUUUAAGGACUGUUGAUUUAGCAGACUGUAAAGUUAUAAAUGAAAUAAACAAGAAACUGUCUAUGCAGCCAGAGGAAAUUAAUCAAAAAGAUGUUGCUCUAGCUGAACUCAAGUCUUGUGUUGUUAAACUUUAUGGUGCCCCAUCUGCUAUACACAUUAAUAAACUUGAAGACUGUCAAAUAUUUUGUGGUCCUGUAUCUGGUUCAAUAUUUAUUCGUGAAUGUGCUAACUGUGUCUUUGUUUUAUCCUGUCAACAAUUAAGAAUUCAUACAACCAAAUUCACUAACUUUUACAUUCAUGUCACAAGUAAAGCUAUAAUUGAAGAUACUUCAGAAGUUAAAUUUGCACCUUACAACUGGAAUUAUCCUUUGAUUGAAGAACAUUACAAGUUAUCUGGAUUAGAGAAAAAACGAAAUAAUUGGAGUGAUGUUGAUGAUUUUAAUUGGCUUGCAGCUGAUGAACAUUCUCCAAAUUGGUCAAUUCUAGAUCUUAAGGAACGAAUUCUAAUGUGGGAUGUCUAAUUCUCUGCAUUAGAUAGAUAUGAGGACUGUAAUCCUGAAUACUUAUUUGAAUGAAAACUGUUGGUGACUAAAAGUCUUUUUGUGCCAUGAAAAAAUGUAUGUAGUUAUUGUCUGUUUAAGUUUUGCUCUUUAAAAUACCCCCUCUCACUCAAUAAAUAAUUGAAAUGGCUAAACGUACUGUUAAACAACUAUGCAAUUUAGGGACUGAAUAAAAUAUCCAUGAAUUGUAGUUUGUCAAUAUUAAAUUAAAAUGUUUUACCAAAUCUUAUCAGACCAUUUUAAGAAUUCUAAUUAGAUUUAGGCUAUAUUACCAUUCAUCAAUAAUUGUUCACUUGCUAUAGUUCCAUAAAUGUUUGUUUUGCAACAUUUGAUUUUGAAAGUUGAAUUUUAACAUGUUACUAUAUUCCAUGGCUUUGGGGGAAUGGACUUCUAUCAGAAUUCAAAAUAAGGAUGAAAAUCCUCUGCCAUUCAAAUGUAUACAUUACAUAUGUAUAUCACUUGAAGAAGUUCAAGAAUGUGCUAUUGCAUAGAUUAAGAUAGUGGAAGCUACAGUAAACUUUGUAUAAGUUGGAUCUAUGUGGACUGACCAAUUUUAUCCGAGUUGGCCGAAGACCGAAAUUCAAUCUUAGCUUGAUUAGAAAUUAACUGCGAGAGCCGGAUAAUAAUUAAUUCAAGCUUUUGUUCGUACAAUGUAUGUGUGAGUAGAUAACUUCCGUUUUGGUAUGAGUAGAUAACUUCCGUUUUGUGGCCAUCUUUGAAAAAUGUCCUAAAUUUUCCCAAAGAGUCUCGUACAGCAGACAGCGAGUUUUGAAUUUUCCAGGAAAAUUCUCUUAUUGCGUUGCGUCAAAUAGGCUGAUUUGAGUCAGAAUAAUAGGGGAGAUUAUUUUGGGGCUCUGUGCAUGGAAUACCUAACUACGUUUUAGACCAUUGGGACGAAACUGACUUAGUCAAAUUCUGAACAUACUGCCGAUCCAACUUAGGUGAAGGAAAAAAAGCCAGAAUUGGAUCAAAUGGACCGAACGAUUUGAUUCCAGUUGAGCAAAGAUCCUUCUUAUUCUUAGGAAAUCUGACUUGCGUGUAGAAAUUUAAUAAGAAAAAUGUGCAGGAGCAAAGGGUUCAAACGAUUUUAUCUGAGUUGAGUGAAGAUCGGACUUACACAAAGUUUACUGUAUAUAUAUAUAUAUAUGUAAGUUUACAUGUACAUGUGUUUACAAAAAGAGUAGACAAUGCCCACUUUUGUGAGGAGCGGUCAGAAAAUAUUUGGGCUUGCCUUUGUUUAUUAACAUAUCAGAAGGUCCACAUGCAGGCAAAUAUUAUUCGUUUCAAGUAACAAAAAUUGUAGUGAUCUGGUCAGAAGCUUAAAGAUACAUUGUCCCGAAAGUAUUUACCAGUUUGUUAUUCCCAAUAAAAGAUUGGCAAAUUUGGUAUAUAUGGAAAGUAUAGAUGCACAAUCUUACUAGAAAAAUAGUGGAUUACCCGAAAAACUCCCACGGGUUAAGCACUGGGCAAAAAUGUUAGGGUAUUACUAACUGGCCACCUGAAUGUUGUUUGCCAGUUUAUUGUGUGCUAGCUUCUUGCUUGACUGAGGGAGCAGUUGUAUUUCUUGAUCAAAUGGUUAGGCAGUUUUGGGAACAUUGAGGCCUGUCAACAUACAAAAGACUCUGCAAUUGAACGGCUGAAGAGAAGUUGACAGAAAAUAAUUAAGAAUUUACUUAGGCCUCAAUAUGAAUGCUAAAUGGACAGUUAAGUAAUGAAAUAUACAUUCUGAAAAAUGGGCCCUCCCAUAAUGAAGUUAGGUGACAACCAUGGCUUCUAACAACAGUUUAUUUACAGCUUGAGGUAUGUCCCAGGGAAUACAAAGUUUUGCGAGGGAUGCAAAUUUUCGAUAGAUUAAUUAGUUUGAAUAUGUUUUUAGUCCAAUAUAUCAUCAAAUCACGCAGUUUGUACAUAGGAAAGUAUCUUUAAAGUGACACAAGCAUGGAGCAACAUGUGCUGUUUUUCCUGUGAAGGGGUUAAUAUUGCAUGUAAGAAUUUUGUGCUUUAAUGGUUAAUUAUGUUAUUUAUUACUUAGCUAUUUAAGUACUUGUAACUGUCUGUGAUUAAUUUUUACAAAUAUUUGUAAUAAAGUUUAUUUACAAUGUAUGGAUUUUUUUGCUAUCAGUAUCUAUGUCCUAAUAUGAAAAAAAAAAUGUUAGGGUCACAGUGUUAAAUUAUUACAUGCCCACAUUUUCAUGUGAACGUAGAACAUAGUCCCUGUCCAUCUGGAUGCCAUUUCACGUUUGUUUCACUCAACAGGUAUCAAUUUUAUCUGAUUUUGACGAAACUUGAAAUAUACAUGUAUUAUUAUUAUUAUUAUUACAGCAUAUUUAUAGUGCACCCUUUGAUAUAACAUGUUCAGGAGCACUUUACAAAGUGACAAUGUAAAUCAUACAUAAACAACAAGAUUAUGGACAUGUUAACGAUUGUAUACAGAGUCAGUUAAAAGCCUGAUUAAAUAAA
Patella vulgata (common limpet) is the source of this 3654-nucleotide messenger RNA. RefSeq names its product tubulin-specific chaperone C. Bases 157 to 1155 code for a protein of 332 amino acids. Gene Ontology annotation, cellular component: cytoplasm. NCBI's taxonomy places the organism in Eukaryota, Metazoa, Mollusca, Gastropoda, Patellidae. Gene Ontology annotation, molecular function: tubulin binding. The transcript has a single exon. The record is from RefSeq and is a predicted model, not a curated record. Gene Ontology annotation, biological process: post-chaperonin tubulin folding pathway; tubulin complex assembly.